AUGAAAGCUAUCCAAAAGGUGCUGCAAUAUGUCAAGAGUAGCCUUGGUCUAGGACUGAUGUUCUCGGCUAAAUCUGAACUGCAACUUAGGGCUUAUGCUGACUCCGAUUGGGGCUCUUGCCAAGAUACAAGGAAAUCUACAUCAGGUUUUUGUGUUUUCCUUGGUAGCUCCUUAAUAUCUUGGAAAAUAAAAAAGCAGCAUACUAUUUCAAAGUCAUCGGCUGAGGCUGAAUAUAGAGCAAUGGCCAAUGUUACUUGUGAAAUAGUUUGGUUGAUUUCGGUUCUUAAGGAGCUUAAUCGACCUCAUUGCAAAGUUUUUACUCUUUACUGUGACAAUCAAACGGUCAUUCAUAUUGCAGCAAAUUUUGUUUUCCAUGAGAGAACGAAACACAUAGAAAUUGAUUGUCAUUUAAAAGAAAAAAGAUUCUAG
Humulus lupulus (European hop) is the source of this 429-nucleotide messenger RNA. RefSeq lists its product as uncharacterized. The transcript has a single exon. The record is from RefSeq and is a predicted model, not a curated record. Gene Ontology annotation, molecular function: nucleic acid binding. Bases 1 to 429 code for a protein of 142 amino acids. Lineage: Eukaryota; Viridiplantae; Streptophyta; Magnoliopsida; Rosales; Cannabaceae.